AUGGCAUGUUUCAGCGCAAGAGAAGCUUUGGAUGAAAUAAUGCAGAGCGAGAGUGAGAAAGGCACUUCGUCCUCCACUGAGGACUCUGAGAUCUCCUCAGUGUCAACCUCUGAGGUAGACCCGGGCCCAGCAGAGGAGUCUUCACGUGACAGCGCAAGUGAGAUGGAGGAAGCAGCUGAGCAAGCUUGGGCUUCCAAGGUUGGAAGGAUACUCUGGUCCCCCAUGAAUGGUGAGACACUGCAGUAUGUUCCAGCCGCCACCGGUUUGGUGCCAGGACCCACAACUAUCGCUGUGGCCCACAUCACCGACCCGUUGUCCAGCUUUGGUCUGCUGCUCACUGAUGGGAUCCUGGAGCAUAUUGUUGCAAUGACCAAUCUGCAUGGGAGACGCUCGGCGGGUGAGUGGCGUGAUUUAGAUGGGGUUGAACUGCAGGCUUAUGUGGGACUUUUCAUUUUGACCGGGGAAUACAGGUCCAGAGGCAAAUCAAUCCUCAGUCUGUGGAAUGAGAAAACUGGACGGACCAUUUUCAAAGCAACCAUGUCACACAAGCGGUUUCAUCAGAUCUGCAGAGCCCUGCCCUUCGAUGACAAACUGACCCGACCCCGGCGUAGCAGCGAGGACAAGCUGGCUGCAUUUCGCCAGGUGUGGGAUAUGUGGACACAGCAGCUCCUGAUGUCAUUCAACCCAGACAGAGACAUCUGUGUUGAUGAGCAACUAGUACCUUUCAGGGGGAGAUGCAAGUUUAGGCAAUACAUGCCGAAAAAGCCGGCUAAAUAUGGACUGAAGAUUUGGGUAACAUGCGAUGCGAAAACAUCCUACACCUGGAAACUACAGGUAUUUACAGGCAAAACAGCCAGCACUCCCGAGAUCAACCAGGGGAAGCAGGUGGUCCUGGAGCUAACAGAGGGGCUCCAAGGACACACUGUCACCUGUGACAACUUCUUCACUUCAUUUGGACUGGCAGAGGAGCUGUUGAAGAAGAAGCUCUCCCUGGUUGGCACCAUCCAGAGGAACAAACCCGAGCUUCCUCUUCAGUUGCUCCAGACAAAAGGGAGAGCGAUGCAUUCCUCAACAUUCACCUUCACAAGAACCCACACCGUCGUGUCUUACAUCCCCCGACAGUCCCGGAAUGUGCUCCUCCUGAGCACAAAGCACCGCGCCCUACAUGUCAACGAGGAACCGAAGAGGAAGCCCGUAAUUGUCCAGGAUUACAACAGGUGCAAAGGAGGAGUGGACAACCUGGAUAAGGUCGUCAGCAUGUACUCCUGCCGGAGGAGAGUGAACCAGUGGCCGCUUGCUCUAUUCCAUAAUCUUCUGGACAUUUCCCUUUAUAAUGCCUUAAUCCUGUGGACAGCAGUCGAGCCGGCCUGGAAAUGGCAGAAGUCUCACAGGAGGAGGCUCUUCAUUGAAGAAGUCCGGGAAGGGCUGGUGACACCCAACAUCAUUGGCGAGUGCACCGCCCCCGCUCAGCAGCCGCUGCAACUCUCGGACCUCAAGUGGAUUAUGGAUCUGGCCUUUUUGGUCGACAUGCUGUGUCACUUGGACAGACUGAACCUGACCCUGCAGGCCAGCGGGCAAGUCACCAGCGCCGCCCUGAAUAAGCAAAGAGCCAGAUAUGCAACACUGGUUGAAAACCUGCACGAAAGCUUUGUGACCCGGUUCCGUGAUCUACAACUGAAAAGGCCACAGAUUACGUUCCUCGUCGACCCAUUUAAUGCGGAGACGGACUGUUUGAAAGCCCCGCUGGUCACAGAUGAGGCUGCGGCUGAGUCGGAGAUGACCGAUCUUUGUGAGGAGGACCAACUGAAACCUGCUUUAAGGGAAGGGACCAUUGAGUUCUGGAAAAGAGACCGAGGACUGCAGAGAGGCAGUCCGGGAAGAGCACCCCGCUGGCACCUGUCCUGUGAGGGGGAGACGGAUGUCGCCGAGGGAGAGAGAGCCCCUUUCUGUGGGUGUGAAAUGGAUGUCGGUGAGGAGAAAGAGCCCCUUUCCAUGGGCUUCCCCUACAGGCACUGA
Monopterus albus (swamp eel) is the source of this 2016-nucleotide messenger RNA. Its product is annotated as piggyBac transposable element-derived protein 4-like. Lineage: Eukaryota; Metazoa; Chordata; Actinopteri; Synbranchiformes; Synbranchidae. The record is from RefSeq and is a predicted model, not a curated record.